Molecule: messenger RNA, 1548 nt
Organism: Cydia pomonella (codling moth)
Lineage: Eukaryota; Metazoa; Arthropoda; Insecta; Lepidoptera; Tortricidae
Exons: 4
Coding region: 506-1093 (195 amino acids)
Source: RefSeq, a predicted model, not a curated record
UUUUACAUUUCGCUCGGCAUUGUAACUGAAUGGUUAGCCAAUAAUUAACUUGGCACUUAAUAAUAUUCGCCAUCAUUAAAAUGUUAUCAAUAGAUUGCACGGGUAGGUAUUUGUGCACGUUGUAAACGCUAUGCAAUGCAAGCGCGCAUGUUCCGGAUGAACGACAAUAGAUCAAAACAAAUACAAAAUACGUGUGAACGCCGAGGAAUCCGUAUAUACAUGUCAAAACUUAUCGUCUGUGAUCAAUGUUCACCCAGCCGCAAAACGGCACAAGCACUUGAGAAUGGAGUAGUAAUUGCUAAGAAAUCAACAUUAUAAACAAAGACAUAUGAUCACCUCGGUGUUAUCUGGUCACAAUAGUUUUUCCUUUUUUGGCCCAGAACCCUAUAAAUAGAUAAAAUCGACAGGUUACAAGAGAGCACUGUUAUUUGUCUUGUCACGUGUAUUCGUUCAAAUAUAUUUACAUUCGAUCACGUUGUAGCUUCAUUCGCGUUUUGUGUGCAGAAUGCUCUGUCGUCUUGCAAUAUGCGGCGUAAUUUUCUGUGUUCUUUCAAUACCCGGGAUAUUAGGUCAACUUAUAUUAGGCACGGGCAGAUGGUCGGUACAGAACGUCCAGGAUUGCGAGAAUGAUGAGAAGUAUCCGGCGACGAUGCAUGUGCGACGAUUCAAACUGAAUCGCACACACGACGCUUUCAACGUCGAUACUUAUUUUGGCGUGGACGUCGAUGAAUCUUUUGGCAUUCGCAUAGUAAUUUACAAGAAGGUAGACGGAGGAUUCAAGCUUUACAUGACUCUGGCCGAUAAUAACUUGCCACGUUUCGUAAAAGCACACUCAGAAAAAAAUAUAAAAUAUGGGCUCGAGUUAGCUGGGCUUGACCCGCCAGACUUCCCUGUUCCUAAAGGUGAAUUACACAUAAAGAACUUCGUUAUUAAUAUGGAUGAACUGGCUCAAGAAGGCAUGUACGGCGAAUUCAUGGGAUACGGUUACAUAAUAAAAGAUCUGCGAGAUGUCGCUUGCAUGAAGGUUUACUACAAAUACGAGCCGGCCGACGAUAAAGAGCCAUUAGUAGGUCGGUGGUACAAAAAAAAUUAGUCUUAACAUAUUGGGCAAGAUGACAAUCCUACAUUACAAACGCUAAACGAAUCGGAAUAAUGUAUCGGGAUGACAGAUGCACCGUUACGUGACCUUGACUCGUUCCAUAGAUUAUUUAUUGAAGUUUCGCUUGGCUAGUAAUCUAAUGUUAUUGGUUUCAAUGCACGUAUAUAUCAUAGUGCCAUUGUCUUUAUUUAUACUAGGUUUGAAAACAACUUAGGCCCAAAAUGCUGAAAUAUCUUUUUUUUAAGUAAAGUAGUAAGUUUAGUUUAACUUAAGUUAAUGUAAUUUAGUAAUUAAGUAAAUUUAAGGUAGUCUUAUGUAGUACAAAUUUUAUGUAUUAUAAGGGCCCAUUUGCAUGCUAACAAAACGGCUAGGACAUGUAACUUUUAUAACACUUUAUGUAAAUCCUUUUUAUGUGCAAAUAAAUGAUUAUGAUUAAUAGCCAAAUGUCA